UGGAGACUUUGUGUAAAGCAUUCUGGGUAUCACCGAGAGGAAGACGCAUUCAGAGAUUUACAGUAAAUAGGCCUAAGCAGCAGAUAGUGGCAGGUCCAAGCUCUGCAAGCUGGAGUGGUGCAUCAGUAAUCCAGAUAGAGUCUAGUACAGGAGUUGGACAUAGUUGCUGUACAUAUCCUUCAAGACUGAACAGCGUUUCUCACUAUCUGUUUAUGAACAAAGAUGGCUACCUUCGCCAACCACUCAACAAAUGAGAGCAGCGGGCACAGCUGGCGCUGUCAAUUCAAGGAGGACUUCAAGUACAUCCUGCUUCCUGUCAGCUACACUCUGGUCUUCGUGAUUGGCCUAGCCCUGAAUGUCACGGCCAUGUACGUGAUCCUGUUCCGUACAAAACGCUGGAAGCCCUCCACGGUGUACAUGUUCAACCUGACAGUGUGCGACACCCUCUACAUCCUCACCCUACCCUUCCUAAUCUACUACUACGCCGACGAGAACGACUGGCCCUUCAGCGAACCGUUCUGCAAACUCAUCCGCUUCCUGUUCUACGCUAACCUCUACGGUUCCAUCCUGUUCCUGUGCUGCAUUAGCCUGCACCGCUUCCUGGGUGUGUGCUACCCGAUGAGGUCACUGAGCUGGGUCAGCUCCCGGAGAGCCCGGCUGGUGUCUGCGGCGGUGUGGGCGUGUGUGUUGAUGUGCCAGGCUCCCGUGCUCUACUUCUCACGCACCAGGGACGAGGGGACAGAGAGGGUGUGUUUCGACACGUCCAGUCCAGAGUUAUUUCAUGACUUCCUGGUGUACAGCUCGGUGGUGUCUGUCCUGAUGUUUGCCUUCCCUUUCAUGGUGGUGAUGGUGUGCUAUGGACUGAUGGUGAGGAAGCUUCUGGAGCCCACCUGGGGGGCAGGAGGGAGCCAGUCGAGGGGAGUCGGGGGGCUCGCUGCUCAUCGCUCCAAACAGAAGUCUGUGAAGAUGAUAAUCAUCGUGUUAGCAGUGUUCAUGCUGUGUUUCCUACCCUUCCACCUGACCAGAAGUCUGUACUACUCCCUCAGAUACCUGGAGCAGAUGGAUCCCUCCCAGGUGAGCUGUGAGCUGCUGAAGGUGUCCAGCAUGGCCUAUAAGGUGACACGCCCCCUGGCCAGCGCCAACAGCUGUGUGGAUCCCAUCCUCUACUUCAUGGCUGGACAGGGUUUCCGUAGCAACUUCACUAACAGAAGCAGGGCAUCACCAAUGAAACCAGGAAGCGUGACGCCGGCACUCUCAACGCAGCUCUGACCGACAGGAAGAUCAAUCUAUUAUCUGAAUAGCUAUGGAACACAGUGUGUAUUCCAUUGGAAUGGAGAGAACACAGUUGGACAAAGACACUGGAUGGAUGAUUUGACCAUGCUGGUCAUUUAUGAACAUUUGAACAUCUUGGCCAUGGGGCAGAACAGACAGCAAGGAGUCAUCAUGUCAGGUAGUCCUGGGGCAUGGUCCUAGGGCUCAGGUCCUCCGAGAGAAAGAAAGAGAAUUAGAGAGAGCAUAUGUGGGGUGGCCAGUCCUCUUCCGGCUGGAGAUUAUAACAGAACAUGGCCAAGAUGUUCAAAUGUUCAUAAAUGACCAGCAUGGUCGAAUAAUAAUAAGGUAGAACAGUUGAAACUGGAGCAGCAGCACGGCCAGGUGGACUGGAGACAGCAAGGAGUCAUCAUAUCAGGUAGUCCUGGGGCAUGGUCCUAGGGCUCAGGUCCUCCGAGAGAGAGAAGGAGAGAAUUAAAGAACGCACACUUAGAUUCACACAGGACACCGAAUUGGACAGGAGAAGUACUCCAGAUAUAACAAACUGACUCCAGCCCCCCGACACAUAAACUACUGCAGCAUAAAUACUGGAGGCUGAGACAUAUACAGAAUGGUCCUGUAUAUGGCUCCAUCCAUCUUCCCAUCAAUUUUAACCAUCUUCCCUGUCCCUGCUGAAGAAAAGCAGGCCCAAACCAUGAUGCUGCCACCACCAUGUUUGACAGUGGGGAUGGUGUGGUCAGGGUGAUGAGCUGUGUUGCUUUUACACCAAACAUAACGUUUUGCAUUGUUGCCAAAAAGUUCCAUUUUGGUUUCAUCUGACCAGAGCACCUUCUUCCACAUGUUUGGUAUGUCUCCCAGGUGGCUUGUGGCAAACUUUAAACAACACUUUUUAUGGAUAUCUUUAAGAAAUGGUUUUCUUCUUGCCACUUCCAUAAAGGACAGAUUUGUGCAAUAUACAACUGAUUGUUGUCCUAUGGACAGAGUCUCCCACCUCAGCUGUAGAUCUCUGCAGUUCAUCCAGAGUGAUCAUGGGCCUCUUGGCUGCAUCUCUGAUCAGUCUUCUCCUUGUAUGAGCUGAAAGUUUAGAGCGACGGCCAGGUCUUGGUAGAUUUGCAGUGGUCUGAUACUCCUUCCAUUUCAAUAUUAUCUCUUGCACAGUGC
This is a messenger RNA of Oncorhynchus masou masou (cherry salmon), 2430 nucleotides long. RefSeq names its product P2Y purinoceptor 2-like. Gene Ontology annotation, biological process: G protein-coupled receptor signaling pathway. Gene Ontology annotation, cellular component: plasma membrane. The transcript has 3 exons. Gene Ontology annotation, molecular function: G protein-coupled UTP receptor activity; A1 adenosine receptor binding. The record is from RefSeq and is a predicted model, not a curated record. Lineage: Eukaryota; Metazoa; Chordata; Actinopteri; Salmoniformes; Salmonidae. The coding region runs from base 223 to 1269 and encodes 348 amino acids.